Molecule: messenger RNA, 5337 nt
Organism: Microcebus murinus (gray mouse lemur)
Lineage: Eukaryota; Metazoa; Chordata; Mammalia; Primates; Cheirogaleidae
Gene: ADGB
Product: androglobin
Biological process (GO): proteolysis
Molecular function (GO): calcium-dependent cysteine-type endopeptidase activity; heme binding; oxygen binding
Source: RefSeq, a predicted model, not a curated record
UCGGAGCCCGCGACGCCCAGACGCUCCACGCUCAGAGCUCAGCCGCGUUGGGUCGGCCUCUGCCAUGACCUCCAAACAAAGCAAAAAGAAAGAGGUGCACCGUAUCAACUCGGCGCACGGAUCGGAUAAAUCUAGAGAUUUCUACCCUUUUGGCAGCAAUGUACAAUCUAGUUCUAUUGAACAAAAGAAGGGGAGAUUCCCCAUCUGGCCAGAAUGGAGUGAAAGUGAUGUAAAUGCAGAAAAGUGGGAUGCAGGCAAAAGUGGAAAAGAAAAGGACAAAACAGCAAAAAGCCCUGUAUUUCAUUAUUUUGAAGACCCUGAAGGAAAGAUUGAGUUACCGCCAUCAUUGAAAAUUUAUUCCUGGAAACGUCCACAGGAUGUUUUAAUCCAAGGGGUUCCAGUAGUUGUGAAAAAUGAAAUCAUGUUUGACUUGUUUUCAGCCAAUGAACAUUUACUCUGCAGUGAGCUGAUGAGAUGGAUUAUCAGCGAAAUCUAUGCAGUGUGGAAGAUAUUCAAUGGAGGGAUUUUGAGCAACUAUUUUAAAGGGCCUCCAGGGGAACCCCCUCUUCUCCCCUGGAAGCCCUGGGAACACAUAUACUCUCUGUGCAAGGCUGUCAAGGGCCAUAUGCCUUUGUUCAACAGCUAUGGAAAGUAUGUUGUGAAACUUUUCUGGAUGGGUUGCUGGAGAAAGAUAACUAUUGAUGACUUUCUGCCUUUUGAUGAAGAUAACAAUCUAUUGCUUCCAGCUACAACCUAUGAAUUUGAACUCUGGCCAAUGCUUUUGUCUAAAGCUAUCAUUAAGCUGGCAAAUGUUGACAUCCAUGUAGCAGAGAGGAGAGAACUGGGAGAGUUCACGGUCAUUCAUGCUCUUACAGGGUGGUUACCAGAAGUCAUUUCUCUUCACCCAGGAUAUAUGGACAAAGUGUGGGAGCUCUUGAAAGAAAUACUGCCCGAGUUUAAACUGUCAGAUGAGGCUAGUUCUGAGAGCAAAACAACAGUAGUAGACGUCAAAUUAAAAGAAUCAGGGAAAGAGGCGAAGGACGGCAAAGAAGGGAAGGAGGUAAAAGAAGUGAAAGAUGGAAAGGAAUUCAAACCCGAAGGUUCAUUGACAACACUGAAAAGUACAGACAAAAGUGACAAACUUCCAAAGGAGAAAGCAGAUGCAAAAGACUUCGGGAAGAAGCGGAGUAAAGAUGGAGAAAAGGAAAGGGAUAAGGAAAAAUUCAAAUUUUCACUUCAUGGUUCAAGACCCUCAUCAGAUGUGCAAUAUUCUGUGCAGUCCCUGUCAGAUUGUUCUUCAGCAAUACAAUCCCCUCAUAUGGUCGUAUAUGCUACCUUUACACCUCUAUAUUUGUUUGAAAACAAGAUCUUUGCAUUAGAGAAGAUGGCAGAUUCUGCUGAGAAACUUAGAGAAUAUGGGCUUUCACACAUCUGUAGCCAUCCUGUGCUGGUGACUAAAAGUAGGUCUUGUCCCCUGGUAGCACCACCAAAGCCACCUCCCAUACCUCCCUGGAAACUCAUUCGUCCAAAAAAAGAAAAAGUUAUAACAGAUGAACCUCAAGAUCUAGUAAUAACGAAGCCUGAACAGUUUCUUGAGAUUUCAAGUCCAUUUUUGAAUUAUGGAAUGACUCCAUUUCCCAUUCCAAAAGAAACGCAUUGUGUACGCUCUGUUAUUAAGAGAGGGACACCCCCAGGCUCUGGUUUGCCCUCUCUUUCUGAAACUGAUGAAACUUUAACCGUUAGCCAGACAGACGUGAGUCAAGUAUCAAGAGCUGCAUCUCAGGGAAAUAUUUCCGCACAAGCUAUAGUUGGAAAAGGCACAGAUGAACAAACAGAUGUUGCAUUGGGCGAGGCUCACCAAAUUGAUGGAGUUAUCACGGAAAAAGAUUUUGUCAUCCCAACAACAGAAACACAGGAAAAAUCACAAGAAGAACUUCCACCAAUAAAUAAUGCUGUUUCUAAAGAAAUAUGGUUAGAUUUUGAAGACUUCUGUGUAUGCUUUCAGAAUAUAUAUAUUUUUCAUAAGCCAAGUUCAUAUUGCCUUACCUUUCAAAAAUCAGAAUUCAAGUUCUCAGAAGAACGGGUGUCCUACCACCUGUUUGUGGAUAGUCUAAAGCCUAUUGAACUGCUGGUUUCCUUUUCUGCACUGGUACGCUGGGGAGAAUAUGGAGCCUUAACAAAAGAUAGCCCUCCCAUUGAGCCUGGACUUCUAACAGUUGAAACAAUUUCUUGGAAAUCUCUGAAGCCACGCAGUCUUGUUCUGAAGAUUCAUACGUAUGCUACCAAGGCUACAAUGGUUCGCCUGCCUGUUGGGAGGCACAUGCUGCUCUUCACCGCUCACUCCCCCGUGGGGCAUUCCAUACAAAUCUGCGGCAUGGUGAACUUCGCCAUGGGGGAUGAAGAUAUCGUGCUGCCCAACUUUGAGCCGGAGAGCUACCGCUUUACAGAGCAGUCUCUGUUGAUUUUGAAAGCUGUUGGAAAUGUGAUUGCUAAUUUCAAAGAUAAGGGUAAACUGGCUGCAGCCCUGAAGGAUCUGCAAACGGCUCACUACCCUAUCCCCCUCCACAAUAAAGAACUAACUGCACAGCACUUCAGGGUUUUUCAUAUUUGUUUAUGGCGCUUAAUGAAAAAAGUUCAAUCAACAAAACCUUUUCCAAACUUCAAAUUUGCAUUCCGUGCUAUGGUUUUGGACGUGGAGUUACUUGAUUCCGCCUUGGAGGAGGGUUCUUUAAUGGAAUGGGUAGACGUUAAAUAUUGUAUGCCAACAAGUGACAAAGAAUACUCUCCUGAGGAGGUAGCAGCAGCAAUUAAAAUUCAAGCCAUGUGGAGAGGAACUUACAUUAGAUUACUUAUGAAAGCCAGACUACCAGACACAAAGGAAAAUACCAGUGUUGCUGAAACUCUUCAAAAAGUUUGGGCUAUAUUGGAACCGAAUUUAGAACAGUAUUCACUUUCACUCUUAAGACUAAUGUUUAAAAGCAAGUGCAAGUCUAUGGAAUCUUAUCCAUGCUAUCAAGAUGAAGAAACUAAGAUUGCUUUUGCUGACUAUACUGUGACCUAUCAAGAUCAGCCACCAAAUACUUGGUUUAUUGUAUUCAGAGAAACAUUUUUGGUUCCUCAAGAUAUGAUUUUGCUUCCCAAAGUAUACACUACACUUCCAGUCUGUAUGCUACAUGUUGUUAAUAAUGACACAAUGGAACAAGUACCAAAGGUAUUCCAAAAGGUGGUGCCUUAUCUUUAUACCAAGAAUAAGAAGGGAUAUACAUUUGUGGCUGAAGUGUUUACUGGUGACAUGUACGUAUUAGCCUCACGAUGGAAACUGCGCCUCAUUGCUUCUUAUACUCCACUCCCAUGCCUCUCUCGGGACGCUCCAUGCAAUACCUUUACUAUAAAGGAAAUCAGAGAUUACUACAUACCCAAUGAUAAGAAAAUUUUAUUCAGGUAUUCAGUUAAAGUGUCAGUACCACAACCUGUUACGAUACACGUGCGCACGUCCAAACCAGAUGCUUUCGUCAAGCUGCAGGUCCUAGAAAAUGAAGAAAUUAUGGUGAGCUCCAUUGGAAAAGGCCAAGCUAUAAUCCCAGCAUUCCACUUCUUGAGAAGUGAUAAAAAUGUGAGCUCCCAAUCUAGCAAACAAGUUCUUUUAGUUCAUGCUGCAUCCAAGAAAGAACAAGAAGUAAAUGUUAAGAAGAAAGCUACCCCAGGAAGUCAGAAAUCCUUUAAGGGUAAACCUGGAGGUAUAAUACAAGACGUUGGUCUGCCUCUUUUGGAGGAGGAAACUACCAGUACAUCCACCACAGAAGAUAUUCCUAGCACGCCACAGCAGCUUUACAAGUAUAUCAUACAGUGUUUGGUGUUGUAUAACAGUUGGCCUCUCACUGAAAAUCAACUGACGUUUGUUCAAGCACUAAAAGACUUAGAGAAAAGUGAUGCCAAAGCUCAUAUUGAGAAACAUGAGGAAUUAGUUACCUUGGGAAGCCCAGAUUCCCAUACAAUUAGUGAGGGCCAAAAAUCUUCGGCAACUUCCAAGACAACAAGAAAAGGCAAAGAAAAGUCUUCUGAGAAGGAAAAGACAGCCAAAGAAAAACAAGCACCUCGCUUUGAGCCUCAGGCAUCCACUGUGCAUGCUCAGCCAGAAGAUCCAAAUAAACCCUACUGGAUUUUGAGGUUGGUCACUGAACACAGUGAAUCGGAAUUAUUUGAAGUGAAAAAAGAUACAGAACGAGCAGAUGAAAUCCGAGCCAUGAAGCAAGCCUGGGAGACAACUGAGCCAGGAAGAGCAAUCAAGGCUGCGCAGGCUCGUUUGCAUUACCUCUGCCGGUUCAUCCAGAAGCCGAGCGACACCGACAGCGCGCCGCCUGUGGCUGAGAGCCAGACCAAACCCGCCGAGGAAGUAGAAACGCCUGCAAGUGCUGUAAAAGAGCCAGAGGUAAAGAAUUCUGUGGGUUCAGAGAGGAAAGAGAUGACAGGGAAUGUGGUGUGGAAGAGGUGGCAGAUGACCAAGGGCUUGAGGUAUCUGGCAAAAUCCCUGAGCAGUGACAGUGAUGGAGCAUCCUCAUCAGGGAAGGAAGAGCGGAAGGAAGAAAGCAAGCAGAGUGCGCAUAAGGAAAAUAUAAAGCCUCGUGUACGAUCCCCAACAAUUUUGGAAACAUCUCCACGACUUAUUCGAAAAGCACUAGAAUUUAUGGAUUUCAAUCAAUAUGUACGGAAAUCAGAAAAGGAACCUCUGCUGCAAACAGAUGAACUGAAUCAGCAGCAGGCAAUGCAAAAGGCAGAAGAAGUUCAUCAGUUUCGACAGCAUAGGACCAGAGUCCUCAGCAUUAGAGACAUUGACCAAGAUGAACGGUUUAAGUUAAAGGAUGAAAUCCUGGAUAUGUAUGGGGAAAUGCGGGACUCCUUAGAUGAAGCCCGACAGAAGAUCUUCAAUAUCCGGGAAGAGUACAGAAACAAGUUGCUGGAAGCUGAGCGCCAAAGGUUGGAAGUACUGGCUGCUCAGGAAGCUGCCAUACGGGUAGAGACAGAAAAGAAGAGCCCAACUUCUGACACACAGAAAAAAAAGAAAGCAAAGAAAAAAUAACCAGGAGAUACCCAAUACUACCCUUCUCCUGGAGAGAAAAGAAACUAUUUUUAAUGAUCUGUAACUACCUGUUGAUAAAACAAGAUAUAAGCCAAUUGAAAAUAAGGCUUUAGUGUCUUAGAAAUAUUUUCUAUAUUUUAAUGUUAACUUGUUAGUUUCUCUCAGAAAGCUAGUAUGUGAAGCCAUUAGAGUUUAAAAUGUUCUAAUUUCAAUAAAAUUGCUUCCAAAUACAUAGAAUGUAAUAAGUUCUGUCACACUCU